Sus scrofa (pig) is the source of this 5147-nucleotide messenger RNA. It is a transcript of the gene MTA3, whose product is annotated as metastasis associated 1 family member 3. Gene Ontology annotation, biological process: negative regulation of transcription by RNA polymerase II. Gene Ontology annotation, molecular function: transcription coactivator activity; chromatin binding; transcription corepressor activity. The record is from RefSeq and is a predicted model, not a curated record. NCBI's taxonomy places the organism in Eukaryota, Metazoa, Chordata, Mammalia, Artiodactyla, Suidae. Gene Ontology annotation, cellular component: NuRD complex; nucleoplasm.
GCGGCGGGCGGGGCUCGACUCGGGCUCCGCGGGCGGGCGGGCGGACAUGGCGGCCAACAUGUACCGGGUCGGAGAUUAUGUCUACUUUGAGAAUUCCUCCAGCAAUCCAUACCUCAUCAGAAGGAUAGAAGAACUCAACAAGACUGCAACUGGCAACGUGGAAGCAAAAGUAGUGUGCUUUUAUAGACGACGAGAUAUUUCCAACACGCUUAUAAUGCUUGCAGACAAGCAUGCUAAAGAAGUUGAGGAAGAAUCUGAAACAACGAUUGAGGCUGACUUGACCGAUAAACAGAAACAUCAGUUGAAACAUAGGGAACUCUUUUUGUCACGCCAAUAUGAAUCUCUGCCUGCAACACAUAUCAGGGGGAAAUGCAGUGUUGCCCUUCUGAAUGAGACAGAGUCAGUAUUGUCGUAUCUUGAUAAAGAGGAUACCUUUUUCUACUCAUUGGUGUAUGAUCCCUCAGUGAAAACACUAUUAGCUGACAAAGGUGAAAUCAGAGUGGGACCUAGAUAUCAAGCAGACAUUCCAGAAAUGCUCUUAGAAGGAGAAUCAGAUGAGAGAGAACAGUCCAAAUUGGAAGUGAAAGUCUGGGACCCAAAUAGCCCACUUACAGAUCGACAGAUUGACCAGUUUUUAGUUGUAGCACGUGCUGUUGGGACAUUCGCUCGAGCCCUUGACUGCAGCAGUUCUGUAAGGCAGCCUAGCUUGCAUAUGAGUGCAGCUGCAGCUUCUCGAGACAUCACCCUGUUUCAUGCUAUGGAUACGUUGUAUAGGCACAGCUAUGAUUUAAGCAGUGCAAUUAGUGUCUUAGUACCACUUGGGGGACCUGUUUUAUGCAGAGAUGAAAUGGAAGAAUGGUCAGCCUCUGAAGCUAGUUUAUUUGAAGAGGCACUGGAAAAAUAUGGCAAAGACUUCAAUGACAUACGUCAAGAUUUUCUCCCUUGGAAAUCAUUGACUAGCAUCAUUGAAUAUUAUUACAUGUGGAAAACUACUGACAGAUACGUGCAGCAGAAACGUCUAAAAGCAGCAGAAGCUGAGAGUAAACUGAAACAAGUGUAUAUCCCAACUUACAGCAAACCAAAUCCCAACCAAAUAUCCACCAGCAAUGGCAAACCUGGCGCUGUGAAUGGAGCCGUGGGAACCACGUUCCAGCCGCAGAAUCCUCCUGGGCGAGCCUGUGAGAGCUGCUAUGCUACACAGUCUCAUCAGUGGUAUUCUUGGGGCCCACCCAAUAUGCAGUGUAGAUUAUGUGCAACCUGUUGGCUCUAUUGGAAGAAGUAUGGAGGCCUGAAAAUGCCCACCCAAUCAGAAGAGGAGAAGUUAUCUCCCAGCCCAACUACAGAGGAUCCUCGAGUUAGAAGUCACAUGUCUCGCCAGGCCAUGCAGGGGAUGCCAGUCCGAAACACUGGGAGUCCAAAGUCUGCAGUGAAGACCCGCCAAGCUUUCUUCCUUCACACUACAUAUUUCACAAAAUUUGCUCGUCAGGUCUGCAAAAAUACCCUUCGGCUGCGGCAGGCAGCAAGACGGCCGUUUGUUCCUAUUAAUUAUGCUGCCAUUAGGGCAGAAUAUGCAGACAGACAUGCGGAACUUUCUGGAAGUCCACUGAAAAGCAAAAGCACUAGGAAACCUUUGGCAUGUAUCAUUGGGUAUUUAGAGAUCCAUCCUUCGAAGAAACCUAAUGUAAUUCGAUCUACGCCAAGCAUGCAAACCCCAGCUACCAAGCGGAUGCUAACCACCCCGAAUCACACGUCUCUGAGCAUUUUGGGGAAAAGAAACUACAGUCAUCACAAUGGCCUGGAUGAACUCACAUGCUGCGUGUCAGACUGAGCUCUCUCUGUUUAAUCCUAUAAUCCAAGACUUGCUACACUGUCCUGCUGAUGUUCACAGCCGUGCCUGGGAAGGAGGCAGCCCCGUUCCCAGUGCUUUUCAGUGGGAGACCUCCGCGUGCGCCCCACGGAGACUCGAUGGGGCGGGGGAAGAAACUGUAGGAGUGCACGUCCCCAAAGCUGCGUCUCCACGUGUGAAUCAGUGUAACCUCGCUUUCCUCUCAGAGACCUCGCUGUCCCAGGGUGGGACCUGCCUGGGGAACCGAGGGGGUGGGGGAGCCACUCCGCAUCGCCCCCUCUCCAACGCUCUGCACCCCAGGCACCACGGCUGCUGUGGGCUCAGAGCCACUGCUGCCCUGCAUGUGUCAGCUCCGCUCUGUUGUCAGCUGUAUGAGUGUGUACACGAGGGACAUGGCAUCUUUCUGAAUGGAUUUUUCUUAAGCAAUGUGGCAGUGUUUAUGCAGUUCAUGCUAUUAUCCCCCACCCCCCGCCUCGUGCUGUCACUGUUACUCAGUUUUUUCUCAGUAGGCUCCAUACUUAUUUUUUUUAACGUGUAAAUUUUGUCCUUCACCCCCUGCAUCCUGUAUUUGACCCCCCACCUCCACCCCUCCAAGGGACAGAAUUACCCAUGGUUCUGGCAAAAGAUAAGAAAGUUGUCUUUGGGAAACCUGUAAACUCUUCAUAGCAUCUGUAUUUUGUCAUUGGAGAGAGGCUGGCAUUCUGCCUAGCUCUGCUUGGUCCCCUAGAGCUCCAGCAAGAGCAGGGCGUGUGUGUCACUGUGACCAGCAUCGUGUACCUGUUCCUUCACAGCCCCGCCAGCCGACAAGGAGCUGCAGCCAGGUUGGUCCUUCUGCGAGUCUCAUUCACACAGGUUGAUUUUAAGCAGAUGGAGUCUGUUUGGCCUAGAAGGGUGAGGUGAGAGCAUUGUGUUUGCAGGUGAGUUUGUGUACGACACCAUGAGCCCUGCCACCCCUCCAGCCCACAUUUCUGUGAGCACAUGUGCCUCAGGGAACCUGCCUGUGACACGGUUUCCACUGGCCUGGGCUCUUCCUGUCCGCCCUCAACCCUUGCUGGCAUCACAGGCAGGCUGCUCUGCCACUCUGUGGACACAGCUGCAGGGACAGGAAUAACUUAUCCCCCCACCGGCUGCCCAAGCAGAUGUGACUGGCCACUCCCCUGCCUCUGUUGGCAGGGCCAGGCUGCAGGGCACAGGGUCACGGCAGUGUGAAAGACAGAGUCUGGCCUCCCAGCCAUCCCUGGAGCCUGUAGCCAGGAGGCAGCUGGGUGGCUGAGAGUAGGUGCCCCAAAUGGCCAGGUGGUUGUGGGGCAGAGUGGCUGCAAUUGAGUCGAACCCCCUCAACCCAGCAGAAUGAGGUAUCCCUAGAAUGACGAUGGCACCCUUCUUGUCUACAUCCUUGGAGACUCUGCAGAGAGCAUGUGAUGUGUGACGGCUGAAGGUGACGCUUGGGGCUUGAGCUGCCUUUUCCCUUUCCAGUUUGGCAUCAUCAUAGCUUCUCUUCCCAGGAGGGAUUGGUUCUCAUCUUAGGCUCUUACGGGGUGACCCCAGGGACCUUCUCACCACUGCCAACUCUUGGAGCUCUUUCGGGUCUUGGCUUGGGGCCCCAUGGGAGGGCCUGUGUCAGAGGUCCUGAGACAGGCAGGGUGGCAGGCAUUGCCCUCAGGGUCCUGCAGAGAAGCUCCUGAAAAGACCCAAGGAGAGAAGGGAACUGGCUCUCAUAUCACACUCCACGUGCCACAUUCUUCUCUAAAGAAAAAGACCCAGCAAAGCCGUCUCCCUGCGCCCUGCCCUGGAUUUGCUGUGCACAUGGGCCCAGAAGGUGGAUUGGUGCCCUCGCCCUCUCUUCCCUCUCCUGACCCUCAUGGUUAUGGAAACAGCCACCUGCAACUCCGAUGCCAGGAGACUUGGUGACCAGGGCCAGGCUGGCAUGAAGGGAGAACGGGGAGACGCAGCCCAGUUCCUGUGCACAUCCAGCAGUGGGACAGGUGCAGCUUGUUUUGAGCCACGUGCACCCAGACAGCAUUUGCUUCACUGGGUAGUAAAAGCUCCCGGGUCUGCAGGCCCAUCCUCCUCCGGAGAGGAUGCUGACAAAGAUCUUAUGCUCUCGCUUCACCUCUGCAAAGUCCCCAGCAUCGAGGCUCCAGGGAAGGAUGCCAAAGAGCUUCUUAUGUUGGCCUUUACCGUCUAAGCAGUUGGUGCCGAGAGGGCUUGCCAGUCACCCCCUUUCUUGGGGCCACUGUGUCACCAUUGUGGGUGUCAGUGGUGUGUCACCACUGGGAGCAGGGAGCUUGUGGGGUGACACCCAGAGCCUGCAUGCACAGCUCCCAAAUCAGUGUCCAACCAGGAAAACAGAUCCCGUCUGUGUAUUUAAAACAGAGGGGUUUUAGUCUAGGGAAUCAUUUCACACAGAAAAAAGAAGAGCUGAAAUGCCAAACAGGGGAGCAAGGGGCAGUCUGGAGGUGGGGAACUGCAGCUGGUGGGACACAGGGGAGAGGCUGUGUUACCAGAUCCUGGGGGUCAGGGCCACUGGGCAGGGCCUGGGACCACAAAGGGCCUCUGUGGUGGGAGCUGGAGCCAUAAGGGGGCAAGGGCCUUGCCAGAAACAUCUCCCAACGCUGGGGCAGAGAGGGGGCAGAACUAGCCAGGCUUCUCCCUUCCUCGUGCCCGCCAGAUUCCUGCAGGUGCCUCUGGUUAGCUAAACCCAGCUGGAAGCCAGCCCACUUAGGAGCCUGAGACAGGCAGCCUGCAGCGAUCAGCCCCCCCCUAUUCAGAGAAGAGCAGAGGAGGGCGAGGGGUGGGUCAGAAAGCAAGCAGCUGAGGAAAUGGGCGGCCUUCAUCCUCUGUGUCAUGUCCAGUCCUGGCAUUUUGGCCCCAUGCUGGCCUAAGCCCCUGGUGAGGGUAGAUGGAGGAGUUGCGCUCUUGGGUUUUUGAGGAUUCCCUUUGGCUCUGCCUAGAGGAAAGUGCUUUGGGGAGGUGAUGGUGAGUGGGUGGGGGUGGGGGGGUUAUUCUGAACAGUUGUCCCAGUCUUCCUUUGGGGGAUUUUACCCAUUUAGCAGCCCCACCUUAGCGUUCCCCUCAGGAAAGCUGUGUCCCCAUUUUCUGACCCCCCCUCCCCAUACCUCUUCCUCCAGUCUCUGGUUUUCCCUGCCAGAGAGCACCAGCCUAGACCAUGCAUCCGUGCUCAUGAGUGUUUCCCCAGGAUAACUCAUUCAGAGCGUGAUAUUACAGUGUGGACCGUCUGUAAGUAGAUGCCCUCUACUAAUCCAUUUGUAUCGUGUUCCCAAUAAAUUUCUGCAAAUUC